AUAUUCUACUCUGCACCAGACUAUCAAUGUCGCUCACAAUCUCCGAAUUGAAAGUGCGCAACGUAGCCGUCAUCGGCGCCGGCCCCUGCGGCUUAAGCGCUGCCAAGGAGCUUCGCCGAGAAGGCCACAAAGUCGUGGUGUUCGAGCGGCAAAGCCAAGCAGGCGGCACCUGGGUGUACAACCCCACCGUGGAGGCAGACCCACUUGGAUCAGACCCGUCUCGAACCAUAGUCCACUCAAGCGUCUACGCCUCCCUCCGCACCAACCUUCCCAGAGAGCUAAUGGGGUUUCGAGACUACCCCUUCGUAUCUACGGGUCAACCCUACAGCGACUCCAGAAGGUUUCCAGGUCAUCGAGAGGUCUUUCUUUAUAUCAACGAUUAUGCUACUGCGUUUGGACUCACUGAGUUAGUCCGCUUUGAGACAGAGGUGGUUUAUGCUGGGUUGGUUAAUGGGAAGUGGAGAGUGAGGUCUAGAAUGGCAAAUGGUGUGACAGUUGAUGAGAUUUUUGAUGCAGUGGUUGUUUGCAAUGGGAACGACACAGAGCCUCGUACUGCCGAUAUUCCGGGGAUUGAUGCAUGGCCGGGGAAGCAAAUGCACAGCCACAAUUAUCGUAUUCCUGACCCCUUUCGAGAUCUAGUUGUAAUUUUGAUAGGGGUUGGUUCAAGUGCUCUUGAUAUCUCUAUGGACAUUGCUCAAGUUGCCAAAGAAGUUCACAUUGCAUCUAGAUCAGCCAAGGUUGGAGUCUUGGGAAACGUGUCUGGCUAUGAUAAUUUGAAGCUGCAUCCUAUGGUAGAGAUAGAAAGCGUCCACAAGGACGGCUCGGUGAUAUUUAAUGAUGGCAGUGUGGUUCUUGCCGAUGUUAUUCUGCACUGUACAGGAUACAAGUAUCACUUCCCUUUUCUUGACACUAAUGGCAUUGUCACCGUGGAAGACAAUUGCGUUGGACCACUAUACAAGCACACUUUUCCACGGGCUUUGGCACCUUGGCUUUCCUUUGUUGGGUUACCAUUGAUGGGUAUUGGCUUCAUCUUGUAUGAAUUUCAAAGCAAAUGGAUAGCAGGGGUUCUAUCUGGUCGGAUUGGACUCCCAUCUGAAGAGGAGAUGAUGAGAGAUAUUGAAGCAUUGUACUUGUUGCUUGAGGCUUCAGGCACACCUACGCGGUACACACAUGGCAUUGGUCAUUGUCGGAUGGAAUACAUGGACUGGUUUGCUGGCGAGUGUGGGAUUCCAGGUAUUGAAGAAUGGAGAAAGGAAAUAUAUUAUGCAACCAAAAAGAAUUAUAUUGUCCGUCCACACGCAUUCCGUGAUGAAUGGGAUAAUGAGGACUUGGCAUUGAAAGCUCAUGAGGACUUUACCAAAUGCCGCUCAAAUGGAGUUGAUCGCACUUGCAUCUCCUAA
Vitis riparia (riverbank grape) is the source of this 1400-nucleotide messenger RNA. Its product is annotated as flavin-containing monooxygenase FMO GS-OX-like 3. The record is from RefSeq and is a predicted model, not a curated record. Bases 27 to 1400 code for a protein of 457 amino acids. The transcript has 7 exons. Gene Ontology annotation, molecular function: flavin adenine dinucleotide binding; NADP binding; N,N-dimethylaniline monooxygenase activity. Lineage: Eukaryota; Viridiplantae; Streptophyta; Magnoliopsida; Vitales; Vitaceae.